AUGGACGAGUUUUCAUUUCCUUUUCCUCCCUAUGACAUACAGUUAAAUCUUAUGAAAGAGAUCAGCCAUUGCAUUGAAAAACAGCAGAUUGGAAUUUUCGAAUCUCCGACGGGUACAGGAAAAUCGCUGAGUGUCUUAUGCGCGACGAUGACGUGGUUAGAGGAAGUCGAACGCAAGACAGAAGAGGAUUUGCGAAAGGAUGCAAAUCUGAAGGAGGAUGUUGAGGAAGAGGACUGGAUAGCUGCUCACAAAAAAAGGUUGGAGAUCAGGAAAAUCAAAGAUGAGGCUUAUGACAAGUUGAAAGCAUUGGAUAAAGUAAAAGAGAAGCUGGCUGAUGCAAAGGCAGGUUUGAUCACUCGAGAUCGGAAACGUCGUCAUCUGGAUGUAGGGUCCUUGGAAGGAGACGAGCAAGAUGCUGGGGAUGUUGCUGCAUGCGCUCCACCAGAGGAUUACGCUUCAGACGAAGAGCUGGAUGCAGGUGUUGAGCAACCGAUGAAAGUUGUCAAGGUGUUCUAUGCUUCUAGGACUCAUUCUCAAUUAGAACAACUUCUUGAUGAGUUGAAGAAGACAAGAUUUGCCCCGCGAGUCGUUACCGCUGCGUCACGACAAACUCUUUGUGCCAAUGAGAACGUUCGCCGCCUCAAAUUCAGCCAUCUCGUCAAUGAGAAGUGCAUGGAAUUGCGAAAAGGAAACAUUGGCGAAGGGAAGAAAGUCAAAAUAGUUGGAAAAGAGAAUUGUGCAAACAAUAGGAAGUCAUCGUGCAAAUGUCCAUAUUACAAAUCCGAUGCCAUAGAAGAACUGUCAAAUGAGAUUCUAGCAAGGGCAACUAUUAGACCGAAUGAGGUAUUAGAUCGAGGAAAACAACUGGUUGCUUGUCCGUACUUUGCCACAAGGCUUUCACUACCACUUUGCCAGCUGGUCUUGUUGCCGUAUCAGGUGAUUCUUCAUGCUUCAACUCGAGCCGCUUGGGGAAUCGAUCUGAAGGGAAAUGUUUUAGUUCUAGACGAAGCUCAUAACGUGUUGGAAACCGUGGGUGCACUAUACGCUGCUGAACUAACAUCUACCUCUACUACACUAGCCCUUUCUUUGAUUCGGGAAUACAUUGAUACCUACAGAUCUCGAUUGAAAGCGAAGAACUUAAUGUACGUGAAGCAAAUUUUGUCUGUGGUAGCUGCUAUAGAUCAAUUCUUGAGAAAAAAUGAUAGCAAAACGGAGGAUGUUCUCACUAUCCAAGGAUUUCUGAUAGCACUGGGAUUAACAGAUGUGAAUCUGUUCAAACUUAUUCACUAUAUGGACGCUACGGAUAUGUGCAGGAAAUUUCAUGGAUUUUACAUUCGUUCAAUGAAAAUGAAGGUCAACAUCGCAAAAGAGCCUGCGGCAAAAAGUGGAAUCGCAAAAUUAAUGGCGAAUAAAAAGCCAGCAACACCUGCGCCCGUACCCACUACUGAAGAUAAGGACCGAACAUACCCUUCUCCAUUAUUUACCAUCAAAGCGUUCUUGGAAGCAUUGAAUAAUCGCUGUGAAGAUGGAAGAGUCAUAGUCGAGCGAAAAGGAACUGCUGCGAAAUUGCGCUUUAUCCUUUUGAACCCUGCUUCCCGUUUGAUGGAAGUGGUCAGAGAAGCGCGAGCCACCAUUCUGAUUGGUGGAACUAUGGAACCUGCUGGCUUAUUGGUUGACUGUUUGUCUCGAGGAGGUGCAGAAAAAAGCAUUCGCCGCUUUACCUGCUCCCAUGUCAUCGACAACCAUCAGCUUCUAGCCCUUUCCAUAGCAAAAACUGUUAAUAACCAAAACUUCACGCUGACAUUCGAAUCAAGGAGCAACAUGGAAUGUAUGAAGACGGUAGCGGAAACUCUCCUAAUCUUAGCUCGAGAAGUGCCGAAUGGAUGCGUCGCCUUCUUUACCAGUUACGACUACCUGUCGCUAUUUCUGUCAGUCAUAGAGAAAAAUGGGAUUGUCAGAAAGUGUCAAUUGAAGAAACCACUGUUUGUGGAACCUCGAGGUGCCUCAGGCAAUGUUUGGGAUCGUUUUGCCUUAGCCGCCAAAGUUGGCGCAGGUGCUCUACUGUUUGCUGUGGCUGGUGGGAAGCUUAGCGAAGGCAUCAACUUUAGUGAUGAACUUGGACGAGCUGUCUUCAUGGUGGGGUUACCGUAUCCAAAUAAAAACAGCAUAGAGCUUAGAGAAAAAAUGACGUAUCUAGAUUCCCAACUUUCUGGAGGAGGAAACCAACUUUAUCAGUCUUUAUGCAUGCAUACAAUCAAUCAAGCUAUAGGACGAGCCAUACGACACAGAAAUGACUAUGCGGUGGUUUACCUACUUGACCUAAGGUUUACACGGAACGACGUUAUCUCGAAACUGCCUGGAUGGAUUUCAAAACGACUUAAAUGUCCUUCUUCGUUCACAGAAGCAGUGACGUUAACAAAAACAUUUUUUAACAACAAGAAAGUGUGAUGACUACAGUAGCUGAUAUAUUGUGUUGAUGCGGGUCAUUUGCAUUUUAUCCAUGUUUGUACAUCGAUACUCAUUUUCUGUAAAAUAACUGGUCUCUUAUACGUUCUCAAACAUAAUCAUGGUUAUGUGAAUGAUAAUGUUUGUGUUAUAUUGAUUGCAUGCAGUUUCAAUAUAUUUCCAAGUGAAGCAUAU
Molecule: messenger RNA, 2640 nt
Organism: Cylicocyclus nassatus
Lineage: Eukaryota; Metazoa; Nematoda; Chromadorea; Rhabditida; Strongylidae
Source: the annotation of a GenBank genome assembly